This is a messenger RNA of Naegleria lovaniensis, 651 nucleotides long. RefSeq lists its product as uncharacterized. The transcript has 2 exons. The record is from RefSeq and is a predicted model, not a curated record. Bases 1 to 651 code for a protein of 216 amino acids. Gene Ontology annotation, biological process: cell-matrix adhesion. Gene Ontology annotation, cellular component: extracellular region; lysosome. Lineage: Eukaryota; Heterolobosea; Eutetramitea; Acrasida; Naegleriidae. Gene Ontology annotation, molecular function: calcium ion binding.
AUGAAAUCAAUCAUUUGCUUUGCUCUUUUAUUGAUCGCAGCUGUGUGCUUUGUCAGUGCUGACCAACAUUGCCUCGACAAGCAAUUCACUGCUUCCAUCUUGUUGAUGGAUCCAAAGAAGCACUAUGAUGACUUCCAUAAAGUCUACUAUGAUGCUGCUCUCCAACAACAAAGAAUUGACAUUCACGAAAUGGAUCCUCAAGAUAAGCACGUUCAAGUCUUCUUGAAGCACAACAUUGGUAAAAUGUAUGUCUAUGAUGAAUCCACUAGAACAUGUACCUCUCAUCCUCUCCAAGGUAAAUUGCCAGCUUUCUGUCUUGCCAACAAUGCUACCAAAGUUGAUCAAAUUACUAUUGGUGGAUCAUUGAAGGCUGAUGUGUGGGAAGAAAAGGUCUUUGGAUGGAAUACUCGUUUGAUUUUGGCUGCCAAUACUUAUAUUCCAAUCAAUAUUUUGACAAAGGGAGGUCAUUUGGGUAAUGCCAUCUUUGAAGAAUGGGUUGAUUUCACUAACUAUGUUUCAAGCCCAGCAGUUUUCAACUUGCCAAGCCCAUGUUUGAACUUGCAAGAUAACAAGAGAGGAUUCGAUGAAGUCAAUGGUAAUUUGAUUGAACAAAUCAAUAGACUCAACAGUCCUUUCACCAAGAAUCUUUAA